Molecule: messenger RNA, 1332 nt
Organism: Ctenopharyngodon idella (grass carp)
Lineage: Eukaryota; Metazoa; Chordata; Actinopteri; Cypriniformes; Xenocyprididae
Product: RLA class II histocompatibility antigen, DP alpha-1 chain-like
Exons: 4
Coding region: 187-954 (255 amino acids)
Biological process (GO): antigen processing and presentation of exogenous peptide antigen via MHC class II; positive regulation of T cell activation; immune response
Cellular component (GO): MHC class II protein complex; membrane
Molecular function (GO): MHC class II protein complex binding
Source: RefSeq, a predicted model, not a curated record
UGAAACAGGAAAAACUACUUCUUUUUUGUUUUUUUCUAGAUACUGCAGUGUCACAGCGAGCGCCAAUUCUGAGUGGAGGAUGUGCUUGUGAAACUGGAACUAAAUCGACAGGGAGGGAUUCCUGCCCGUUCUCAGUGAUCGCCUUUAAAGUCUGUUUCUCUGUUUGUUCCACUGUCAUCGACAAAGAUGGAUCUGUAUCUGGCCUUUCUUACCCUCACUGUUUUUCUCUCAACUGAUGCUCAAUAUACACACAACUUUUUCACCAUUAAUGGAUGUUCUGAUACAGAAAAAGAGACUAUGUAUGGAACUGACGGAGAGGAGAUAUGGCAUGCUGACUUUACUCAAAAGAUGGGAGUAACUACAUUACCUGAUUUUGCAGAUCCUAUGAGCUUUCCAGGAUUUUAUGAGAUGAGCGUUGCAGAUCAAGAAAUAUGCAGACAAAACUUAGCUGUAUGCAUUAAAGCUUACAAGAGCCCAGCAGAGGAAAUGGACCCUCCUGAGACCUUCAUCUAUCCGAAGGAUGAUGUUCAGCUGGGUGCUGAAAACACCCUCAUCUGUCAUGUGACGGGCUUCUUUCCUCCACCUGUCAGCGUCUCAUGGACCAAGAACAAUGUCAUUGUGACAGAAGGAGUGAGUCUGAGCCAGUACCGCCCGAGGAACGAUGGAUCCUUCCACAUAUUCUCCUCUCUGAAGAUCAUUCCUGAAGAGAGAGACAUUUACGGCUGUACGGUGAACCACAGAGCCCUCCAGGGACCACAGACCAAAAUAUGGGGUGUCCGAGAGACGGCUGCUCGCCCGCCCAGUCUGGGUCCGGCCCUGUUCUGUGGAUCUGGAUUCACUCUGGCGCUGCUGGGAGUGGCUACGGGAAUCUUUUUCUUUAUUAAAGGAGCUGCGACUGACAACACAGAUAUGGCAAAAAAAGAAAAACAUUUCAUGCAAUGGACCUACCAAUAAGGACAGUUUCUCGAGUAUUUUGAAUCCAAUGAUACAGUGCAUUUGUGUGUCAUUUGAGACGAUGGACACCACCGCUGGUGUUGAAGAUCCAUAGAUACAUAAAUGCAAAGAUCUGGUUGAACCUUGGAUGAAAUCACCUCAUGAAAUCUUUGCUUGCUAAUUUCUAUGUAGCACUGUUCAUACAUUACAUUGACAGUUCAUCAAGUAAUCUAAACAAAUCAUAAGCUUGACUUAAUAAUUAAAAAUACACGCUAAGUAACUUUUGCUGCUCUAGCAGUUAAUAAAGAAAAUUAAAUGUGGUUGAAAAUGAAGUAUUCUUAAAACUUGCAAUCUUGAAUGCAUUUUUUCCUUAUAUUCCAAAUAAAUACUUAAAUUAUG